Messenger RNA from Enterobius vermicularis (human pinworm), 255 nucleotides. NCBI's taxonomy places the organism in Eukaryota, Metazoa, Nematoda, Chromadorea, Rhabditida, Oxyuridae. The record is from the annotation of a GenBank genome assembly.
AUGGGGCUGCAGCUAGAUCGAGUUUGGAACGUUGGAGACAGCUUGGGCCGUGUGUAUGUAUGUCUGUCUGCGUUUGUGUGUUUGUGUGUCUGCGUGUCCCGUGUGAGCGAGCGAGCAAACAGAGGAAAGAGGAGAGAGUGCACGCAGUUGGAACGCUGGCUGCCAUGUGUGAUUGUGUCGGUUUGUUUGUGGGUGUAUGUGGUGUGUUCCUAUGUGUGCUGCGUGUCCUACGGCUGUCUGUUUCGUAUUUCAUGA